Oikopleura dioica is the source of this 342-nucleotide messenger RNA. The record is from the annotation of a GenBank genome assembly. NCBI's taxonomy places the organism in Eukaryota, Metazoa, Chordata, Appendicularia, Copelata, Oikopleuridae.
AUGUCGCCACCGUCGGAUCAGAUCUACAGUUUCUUCGUCCGGGAGACGUUAUCGAGAAACCAAAAUAGAUUUUGGCAGAGAGAGUUCACUCUCGGACACGGUAAUAUUGAACUUGGAUAUCCCUCAGCGCACUGGGGAAAAAUCAAGGAGAAGCCUCUCGUCAUCAAAUCAUUCACAGAGCUGCAAAACAUCCAAAUAUUCGACGGGGACACUGUUUUCCCAGAGUCAAAAUUCCAGGCUAGUAGACUCGACACAGUAAUUCAGGCAACAUUUGCUGACGACAUCAAACGCUGCAUCCAAGACCUCACGGAGGCUUUAGCAAUUUUGGUGGAUGAGGAAUAA